GAAGUAAAUUGCAAUAUAAUUCAGCAUAAAUAUUGAAACAAAAUUGCAUUGUUAUUUAUUCAAAUUGAGUUUCGCAUGUAUAUAACUGUGGGAACUUGCCAUUAUCAUUUCAGUUCCUAUACAAUUUUCACAGUGCGUUAAAAAUAGCUUCAGUUCCAGAAAAAACAUAAUUAUUGUUGAAAAGUUUAAUCCUCAGUGGUGAAAGAAAAUUCUAUAGAAUUGCUGAUAAAAAUAGGCCGCAGUGGAAACGUACAAUGUUUUCUAGGAAUAUCGCUUAUUUAUUUUUAAUAUUGUUCGGUGCGACGGAAAUACUAGCUGGCGGUAGUGUUGCGGGCACUGUAGAUUAUAUUGGCACCAAUCCUGGAAUCUUGCCGGACAGGACAAAUCGAGUUGAAGACAUUUAUUUGAGAUAUUAUAAUGGACAAACAGUGGACGAUUACGUGGACAUUCCCCUCAGCCAAGCCAGCCGGCUGUUCGAGAUCAAAGGCUUCGACAAGAGCAACCCUACCGUCUUCUACAUCCACGGGUUCAUUGAAGUCGCCCAGCAGGAGAGUAUCCAGGUCAUGGUGAGCUCGUACUUGGAAGCCAGACCGGGUACAAACGUGAUAUUAUUGGACUGGUCCAACAUGGCCCACGGUUCAUACUUAGUCAAUGCCGCGCGCAACACGAAAAAGGUCGGAAUGGCGGCAGCUGAGCAACUAAACAAAUUGUUAGACUCUGGACUUCUGUUAGAAAAAUUCCACGUCAUAGGCCAUUCUUUAGGAAGCCACGUAGCUGGAUACACUGCGAGGGAACUUAAGACGAAAUACAAUAAAGUAGUUAAAAGAUUAACAGCACUCGAUCCUGCUUUUCCAGCCUUCUACCCUGACGGAGUGGUGAUGGAGCACGUGAACGCUAAAGAUGCGGAGUUCGUGGACGUCAUCCAUACCGACGCUGGUGGUUACGGCGCUCCCGUCAGAACUGGUACUGCUGACUUCUGGCCCAAUGGGGGGAAGAGCAUACAGCCAGGAUGCCCCAGAUUUGCACCUAUACCUCUCUCCGAUGAUACUCCAUCUGGUAACACUGAGAGACGAGGCAAACGUUCGCGGGAAAACGCUAGACGGAUGAAGAACCUCUGCAGUCAUUGGCGGUCAUGGCGAUUCUUCGCGGAAUCAGUAAUAAAUCCGGAGGCGUUUCCAGCCUCACCUGCCGAAUCUUACCAUAAGUUUAGAGAAAAUGCCAACCCUGAAGAAGGAAUGGUUUACAUGGGCUUCAACUGUGAUACUAGUGCCCAAGGAUCAUAUUAUUUGACGACAAACUCCGAAACACCAUUCGGGAAAGGAAUGGAUGGACUUUACCCGAAGAGCAAAAAGAAUUCCGUUAAAAAAUAAUAAUAAUUACAUUUAAGAUUUAUUCAAUAGUAAGAAAAACUCUUUAAAAGUACCUAGAUGUAAAAAACGAUACUCAAAUCGGUGUCGGAUAUUUUCUAUGAAAAAAACACAAAUAUGUUGUUGUACCUUUACAAAAACAAUAAGAAUUACAACUAGAUACUGCAUAAGAUCUUUAUAGUAAUGUCGUUAACAAAAAUGAAACAAAUUCAAACGUAGUACUAUAUUUCUCCGUAUAAAUUCAUAGUUGUACAAAAUACUUAAACAGUGUGUAUAAAUUCGUUAGAUCACAAAAUAAUUUGAAUUAACUAUGCUAUACAUCACAUACACAACUAUUUUGUAGAAAAAAAAAGCAAAUGCGUUCUUUUGUAAUUUAAUUUUGAAGUUGUGUAAAUCAAAUAUAAAAUAGGUGCAGUAUGUCAUAAAAGUACAUAAAUAGAGUCUUUAUCACAUAGUAUUUUUAUUUUUAAGACAAGGGUGAAAUCAAGGGUUUUGUCAAUGGUGUACAACUUUAUGUGUAUCUAAUAUCAGCAAGUUUAGUGUUCUGUUAUUUUAGGGGCUACAUAUAAAAAAUAUACGACAAAAUAUAAUUUUUAUUUGUUAAAAAGUACUUAACCAAUUCAUAAAAGCUGUAAAAUAUAAUAAAAACCAACCCAUAUCGUAUUAGAGACACACUUUUAUUUUAUACUUAUCUUAUUCACCGACUGUAAUUUUGAGACAUUUUUGAAAUGCAAUCAAAAAGUAAAUUACCUAAAUCCUACUUACAUAGUACCUAGUUAUUAUCAAACAAAAUAUUUAUAGAAAAUAAAUUAUAAAGAGCCUAAAAAUAAUAACACAUUCAAUGUUAUAAGUAGCAACGCACAAUACUAUAUAAUAUAGGCAUAUAAUAUACAUAUGUAUAUGUAUUUUUAAGAUUGCAUCGAAAAAAACUUUACAAAAGUUAUAAAGUUACAUUAUGUAUAUGUAAGUAUAACAUCACACUUUCUAUAGUUUUAGUAAUUUAUUAGUGUUCAAUCGGUACUUAAGGGAACAAUGUUAUAUUUUAAUUUAAAUGCAGGACAUUUAUGAUAUUAUAUAUUUUGUUGUUGACUUGAUUUGAAUGUCAGUUUAAAUAAAAAAUGAAAAAUAU
This is a messenger RNA of Helicoverpa armigera (cotton bollworm), 2496 nucleotides long. Its product is annotated as inactive pancreatic lipase-related protein 1. Gene Ontology annotation, biological process: lipid catabolic process. Bases 255 to 1370 code for a protein of 371 amino acids. NCBI's taxonomy places the organism in Eukaryota, Metazoa, Arthropoda, Insecta, Lepidoptera, Noctuidae. The record is from RefSeq and is a predicted model, not a curated record. The transcript has 9 exons. Gene Ontology annotation, molecular function: lipase activity.